GGGGAGCAGGGGGAUGCCUCGGGAAGAACAGUUCAGGCCGGGCCUGGUGCCCCUGACAGUGCUGCCCAGUGGUUAAGCCCUGAGUUCAGACCCCUGCCUGGCUGUGUAACCCUGGGUAAGCUGCUGGCCCUCUCUGAAUCUUGGCUGCAGCUUCUCAGCAGUGCCAACCCCAGCCAACAGUUACUGGGUGCUCCUCCCUGCCUGGUUCUGGGCUAAGCACCUCCCACACAUCAUCUGUCAGUCCUCACCCCUCUGUGUGAGUCCAGGGGCAGUCUGCCCUCUGCCAGGUCACCGUUGUCAGCCACACUCUCACUCUGGGGUCACAUCUGGCUCCCGGGAUACCACCGGCUUCUGUAUCCAUGUUGCCAGCCCCAACUAUUGCCCUGAACUGGAACUCUUCAUCAGGCCACUUAAUGGGCAUCUCAGCACAAGUGGCGUUCUUAAUUCUGUGACCCCAUCAUCUGUGGUCACCAUCCUGGCUCCCCACCUCAGGACUGGAGCCUGAGCACCUCCAUGGCCUCUCUUCUCCCACAUCUGCUGCCCUAUUGAUUCUUCUUUUAGAUUUUGAAUCUCCCCACUUUCAUGGUCUCUGUAGCCUCCAGAUGUUGCAGAGGCUGGUCUUCAAUUCUGCAGCCAACGUUGCUUCCGCCCUUGACACUGAGGCCGCCUCCUCCGUCCCCAGCUUUUUCCCUUGCCCCUUGGAGCCCACACUCAACCAGGCAGCCAGAGGGAUCUUCAGAAAUUGCCGAUCAGAUUUCAGUCCCAGAAUCUACCAACAGCUCCCAUCACACUUAGAAUGGGACAGGAACUCCUCACCAGGGCCUCAGAGUCCUCAAGUGCCUCCUCUCUGACCUCAUGUCUGCUGGAGGGGAGGUGCCACCCCUUGGAUGGGGCCCCAUUUCAGUUCCUUGAGUAACCUAAGUUUGUUCCCCCGAGGCCUCUGUACUUGCUCUUCCUGUGUGCAGCCCUCUUUCCUCUUGCCCUACAGGAGUCAAUUCAAACGUUACUUUUUCCUUGAAGCACCCUCACCCUCCCAUCCCCUGCCCCUUUUCACUUCCCAGGGCUUCUCCACAGCCCUUUCUGUUCCUCUGAAAUUACCUACUUCAAGCCCAUGUCCAUUCACCUAUGCCCUCUGGACUGUAAGCUGUUUGAGGCAGGGAACUUGGUGGUCUCGCUCCCUGCUCACAGCCAGACCCCACAACAGAGGAGCUUGAGCUCAGCAAAUACUGGAUGGAUAGAUGGAUGGCACUUAGAAAUAUUGAAGGAGUUGCCUGACCACAAACAGCAGCAAACCUGGGUACAGGCCAGGACAACCAGACCCCCAACUGGCCGGCUUAACCUCGAGCUGUGCUGACCUCACGGUAUUUGGUUAAGGGCUUGGCUGCCUGGGUUGGAAUCCCUGCUCUGCUUACUCACUGUGUGUCCUUGGACAAGGCACUUACCCUCUCUGAGCCUACAUCCUCAUCUGUAAAACGAGGAAAUUAACAAUUCUAACUGAAAUGGACUAAAUGGAAUAACAGAGGUGAAGCACAGGUGCAGGGCUCCCAGGAAUGCCUGCUAGUUGUAGCAACCAUGUUUAGCGUCAUCUUCCUGCUGCGAGAGUCUGGGGAGAGUGGGGGGCAGCCCACAUGCCUGCCUGCCAGGCUGGGCAUCUGGGUAUGCCACUGCAUUCCCCCGCUGGUUGGACAGGUUUUGGGGAGGGCAGGCAGUGGCCUGGGGCCCAGGUGGGGCUGGGAGGGUUAAUUAGAGGGAGCGGGCUGGGAGGGGCUGGGCAGAGGCUGAACCUCCAGAGGCCAUGGCACAGGUGUAUGAGGCCAUGGGCAGGGGCUUCAAUUCUGCCAGACUCAGGCGCCAGAAACGACGCCUGCAACCUCGGGUCCAGAAGCCCAGGAGGCAGCCAGAGCGGCUGCAACAGGAGAACCAUGAGCUCCGCCAGGGCCUGGCAGCUCAGGGAGCCGAGUGGGAGGCCAGGGCUGUGGAGCUGGAGGGGGACGUGGAGGCCCUGCGGGCACAGCUGGGGGAGCAGCUCUCAGAGCAGCAGGACAGUGGGCGCGAGCGAGCGCAGGCCCUCAGUGAACUCAGUGAGCAGAACCUUCGGCUCAGCCAGCAGCUGGCCCAGGCCUCCCAGACUGAGCAGGAACUUCAGAGGGAACUUGAUGGCCUUCGGGGGCAGUGCCAGGCUCAGGCCCUGGCUGGGGCAGAGCUGAGGACACAGCUGGAGAGUCUACAGGGGGAGAACCAAAUGCUGCAGAGCCGCCGGCAGGACCUGGAGGCCCAGAUCCGAGGCCUACGUGAGGAGGUGGAGAAGGGCCAGGGCAGGAUUCAGGUCACCCACGAGCAGCUGCUGCUACUGCGGCGAGAGAGACGGGAGCACAGCCUGGAGCUGGAACGCGCGCGCUCCGAGGCCGGGGAGGCGCUGAGCGCCCUGCGGAGGUUGCAGCGCCGAGUCUCCGAGCUGGAGGAGGAGUCGCGCCUCCAGGACGCCGAUGUGUCUGGAGCCUCCCUACAGUCGGAGCUUGCUCAUAGCCUCGAUGGGGACCAGGACCAUCACACUGACCGACGCGGAGACGCCCCGACCACUGCAUCCGCGGAGCUGCAAGAGACGUCCAGCCAACAGCCUUCAUCCCAGGAGAGCUUGGAACCUCCCCAAAAGCAAGCAUCCCUGAGCCCAGGGGAGAUACUGGAGGAGAAGGAGGCGGAAGUAGCCCGCUUGCAGGAUGAGGUCACGCUGCAGCGGGCUGAGCUACAGUCCCUGCGGGAGGAAAUGCAAAGGCAGAAGGAGCUAAGAGUGCAAGAGGACCCCGAGGAGGCCCUAAGCGGCGCCCUCUCCGACCGGGACGAGGCGGUGAACAAGGCCCUCGAACUGUCCCUGGAGCUCAGCCGCGUCUCCCUGGAGCGGGACUCCCUCUCCCGGGAACUUCUUCGCACCAUCCGCCAGAAGGUGGCGCUGACGCAAGAGCUGGAGGCCUGGCAGGACGACAUGCAGGUGGUGAUCGGGCAGCAGCUGCGCUUGCAACGCCAGAAAGAGCAGAGCGCGGCCAGAGCCGCCCCGCGCCGCCCCACGCCGCGCUUCUCGCUGCGCCUGGGCCCUGGGCCCGCCGGCGGCUUUCUCAGCAACCUCUUUCGAAGGACCUGAGGGCCGGGCCAAGGGGGCCGCUCAUGCCCCCUCUGGCUCACUUUACUCUUCUGACCAUUGGAGCCGCAGGGCCCCGAUUGUCUUCCAAAGGGGGCUAAUGCCCUCCCCGCCCCGGGAGCAGGGGCCUGCUUUGGGGGCCAAGGGCCCCAGGUGGGUGUCAGGGGCAGGUGGAGCAGGGCUGUCUUUCAAGUCUAUGUAGGUCUGUCUUUUCUAAGCACUAGACCCCCCCGACUCUGGCAUGCUCCGGGGCAGGGGUGGGGGGGUAUUUAUGUAUCAAAAUCAGAGUAAUAUAUAAAUCAUUAUACCGAC
This is a messenger RNA of Manis javanica (Malayan pangolin), 3445 nucleotides long. It is a transcript of the gene BICDL2, whose product is annotated as BICD family like cargo adaptor 2. Gene Ontology annotation, biological process: vesicle transport along microtubule; Golgi to secretory granule transport. The record is from RefSeq and is a predicted model, not a curated record. NCBI's taxonomy places the organism in Eukaryota, Metazoa, Chordata, Mammalia, Pholidota, Manidae.